GAAUACAAUAUUCUUGCCAGUUUAGCACACUGGAUAUUACUUGCGGGAUAUCUGGUUAUUCCCGGAAUAUUUAUAUUAUUGCAGAAGUCAGAUACACUGAAACAAGGGCUGUUAAAAGAUAAAACUAGGGAGGCUAUUCUAAACACUAUACAGAAUCCACCGCUACUAGCCACAGCUAGUGUCCUCUUUAUGAUUGCGGGGCUUUUAACAACUAUCGUCAAUAUAUACACAGCAAAAGACGGCGAUUGGUCAAUUAUAGCGCUUUUGACUUUCGUGGCUUUAAGUCUGUCUGUGGCCUCCUCUGCUUUUCUUAUAUAUAUAUAUAAGUUUAGAAAGCUUAAGAUAGUUAUAGAAGAACAUUAUCGUGAGAUUGAAGCUCAGAUUAACAGGUAUAUCCCAAAACUGGCGCGACUACUUUACGGUGCUAAAGAUGCCUUGUAA
Molecule: messenger RNA, 441 nt
Organism: Penicillium vulpinum
Lineage: Eukaryota; Fungi; Ascomycota; Eurotiomycetes; Eurotiales; Aspergillaceae
Exons: 3
Source: RefSeq, a predicted model, not a curated record